UCCUACACAUAAUCGAUAAUGGCUUUUCCCAAAUAGUCAGAUUGGGCUUUUCCCAUAUCCGAUCUUCAACAAAUAGCCAACAUUACACCGCUCCAAUUUCAAAUCUUCCCCCUCUUUUGUCAAAUUUCUUGAAUUAGGGUUCAGCGCAGCUGUCAGAUUUGGGAUUUUCACUCAAUUGGGGGUGGUGACGAGAGUAAUUCGAGUGGCCAAUGCGAUUUAUUUCGUCGGAAUUCUUGGGUUUUUUCGGUGGUUUCUUUUGUUAAUACCGAAAAGACUCGAGCUUUCAUCAAUGUCGUGGGAUGGCCCUGAAGAUGUCUAUCUCUCGACUUCCCUAGCUAGCUAUCAUGACAAGAAGCUUCUUGUAUUACUUCGGGACGGCCGGAAGCUAUUAGGGAUCCUUCGCUCCUUUGACCAGUUUGCUAAUGCUGUCCUAGAGGGCGCGUGUGAGCGUGUUAUUGUAGGCGAGCUUUAUUGCGAUAUCCCCCUGGGUUUGUACAUAAUCCGUGGAGAAAAUGUCGUCUUGAUUGGGGAGCUGGAAUUGAACAAGGAUGAGCUUCCAUCUCACAUGACCCGCGUUUCAUCAGCUGAGAUAAAGAGGGCGCAGAAGGCAGAAAGGGAGGCUUCGGAGCUCAAGGGUCUGAUGAUAAAGAGGAUGGACUUUCUUGAUAUGGAUUGAAUUUUUUGGCAAUCCAGUUCAUCCGUUGUGCUCCAAUGCCUCGCGGAUGCUGGCCUUUUGGAAGUAUAACCGCGUUGUAGAGUCGUGCCUCUGCUCUCGUGGUACUUGGGCUAACCUAGCGCGAUAAGAAAAGCCCCAAUUCUUCUGUAGCGUGAUAAAAAAAGCCCAUAAUCUGCGGAUAAUGUAUAGACAAAGUUGAUGAAAUUGCAUCGGAAGUUUAUUGUUCAUUUGUGAUGAUUAUCUUUUAAUUUGUGUAAUUCGAUACAAUGUAUACUAUCUUUCAAUCAAAAGUAAAUUUACUUUUCAA
Messenger RNA from Salvia splendens (bonfire salvia), 983 nucleotides. Its product is annotated as sm-like protein LSM1B. Gene Ontology annotation, molecular function: mRNA binding. NCBI's taxonomy places the organism in Eukaryota, Viridiplantae, Streptophyta, Magnoliopsida, Lamiales, Lamiaceae. Bases 290 to 676 code for a protein of 128 amino acids. The transcript is spliced from 5 exons. Gene Ontology annotation, cellular component: P-body; Lsm1-7-Pat1 complex. Gene Ontology annotation, biological process: deadenylation-dependent decapping of nuclear-transcribed mRNA. The record is from RefSeq and is a predicted model, not a curated record.